AUGGUCGCCCAUACCACUAUCCUCACCGCAAUCAUUGGCCUCGGUCUCCUGGCUGUGCCAGGAGUCGCUGCUCCAGCAGCCCUCGUUGCACCCUCCGCUGCUGCUGUAGCAGCUGGCGAGCGGCUCGGCGGCAUCGACAUGUCUCGGGCCUGUAGGGAUCAGUACAAUACCGGAGCCAUAGAUCUCCGGGUAGGAGACACAUGCAAUGACUGGCGUUGUGGCGUUCAAUACUAUCCCUUCGUUCUCGAUGUGAACACUCCUGCGGCGUGCACGAGGCAGUAUGGUCCCGGUGUUUAUGCUUGGUGCUCUGGUUGA
Messenger RNA from Alternaria arborescens, 315 nucleotides. RefSeq lists its product as hypothetical. The record is from RefSeq and is a predicted model, not a curated record. Bases 1 to 315 code for a protein of 104 amino acids. Lineage: Eukaryota; Fungi; Ascomycota; Dothideomycetes; Pleosporales; Pleosporaceae. The transcript has a single exon.